Messenger RNA from Porites lobata, 4341 nucleotides. The record is from the annotation of a GenBank genome assembly. Lineage: Eukaryota; Metazoa; Cnidaria; Anthozoa; Scleractinia; Poritidae.
AUGGACAAGAGGCCUGCCUUCAAUGGUGUCACAGAAUACCACAAGAAAGGUAACUAAAGUUAACAUAGAGAGAUAUCUUGUGCAGGAACACUUCCCCUAAAUUCUAUCUACUUUUAUUUUCAAUAUUAUGAGAUCUUAUGACGAUGUAUGCUUUCGUAUAUGUCACCCACGUGCCCCAGGAAAUUUCUGAAAAAAUGCCACUAGAUCUCCCGACUAAUUAAACGAAACGCUUUAUAGUUGAGUUCUUCUUUAAAAGUCUGAAUAAUACUGUUCCAAAUUUGAUGGUUAGUCGUGUUUAUAGGGACAGACGGCAUCUGUGCGUCCCGUCCUAAACAUUUCAGCAGUGGUGACCAGUCAUUUACAGCUGCAUUUAUGACCAACAAGCACACAUUUAGAGCUUUAUUUCCUUCAGUAAUAUGCGUUAUUUAAACAGGCCCUAGUAAUAAAAACUGUUUCUUGAUUGGCGUCGAUUGUCCUUGUUCAUCCCAAUAUAUUUUUUUUAUAGAAGCUUUUCUUUAUCCUAUUUAGAUCAACCACGAGACACUCAAACAUCCCACCGGGGUAAAAUUACAAACUAAUUAAUAACAUACAACUUCUCAGUUUGACACCUUAUUAUAGAUACUGGAUACAGAGUGGCCAGCCUUAAUAUUUUUGCGGGAGUAUUACUUUGUGGGUGGGAGACCUUUUGGAUUUUGCCGGAACUGAUUUUUGCGCAAGGUUGAAUCUGUUUUCUCGCCGUUUGGAAAGUUUUUGGCAAUUUUUUAAAGAAAUAACCUUGAACUUUCAUAGGCUUGUUUAAACCACAGUACAGGCAAAAUAGCCAUCUAAAAUAAAACACUCUUGUCGUAUACAGUUUGGUGUCGCUGCUGGAGUCACCUUUGAUAUGAAAAUCUCACCAUCACAUGUGUAAAAUUAUCUAUAAAUUUCGACCGCAAAUACAUUUUUUGCCGAUUAAAUUUUGGCGGCAGUUUUACUUUGUGAGAAUUUUUUUGGUUUUUUAUGAUGGUACUAAAAUAGCAGAAAUGGAACCCGCACAAAUUAAGUGCCACGCGGUAGGCACUUUUCUACCAAGGGAACUAAUUCCACAAAUAAAAAACCUACCCCUCGCGCAGUUUCGGUACCCCCUACUCGGCUGAAGAUAAGCACGAGCAUUGGAGAAACGUCAUAUGAGACCACUCGUUGUCUAACAUGUUUCUUCUGAACAAAAACCUUUUUCGUGUACUGCACGUGAUAGAAUGUCGUAAAAGUGAAAUGACAUUUUGCAGCUGCUGUGUUACUUAGUUCUUCAAUCACAGCUUAGGCCCCGACCAUACAUAUCCUUUUGGAGAUUUUUUGCUCCGGUUCAUGGCCUAACUAGACUACGAGCAGUAUCUCUUUUUUCUUGGUCGAUCGAGCUAGUCUGCGAAAACAUCCGUUUCUCCUCGCUCUUCGCCGCUGGGGUUCGCAGGCUACCUUUGAGUAAAACGUGCGAGACACUCAAAUGACCACGCGUGUGACUGAGGGCGCAAGACGGGAGAGGCACGUUUGUCGCGUCUCUCGACGCUCGCGCGCGUGCACUCCCCUCACUAAAUCUGAGGAAAAAGAGAGACUGCUCGCAGUCUAUGGCCUAACGUCCGCACAUAUCCGGUGAAAAUGGUCACCGAAAACGCAUCUUUUCAAAACCCCCUUCAAAGCUGAGAUUUUUGAAAACGCCGUUUUGCUGUGCGCGUGUGGAUGGAAGUAAACGAAGGUUUUUGUAAACGAUUACGUCGCAGUGUUUGAUACUAGUACAGUAAAUACGCAUGCUCCGAUAAAUAUAGCAACGUUUUCAGCCUUUUUGUGUGCGUGGGCAAAAACGAUUAGAUUUUUUAAAACCGGAGGAAACAAUCAGUCUCCAUUUUAAAACAAACACGGAACAUUUGGACGGAACCCUAGUUGUGAAGAAUGGAAAAUCACUAAAAUAACCAAUAUUAAGACUAAAAUUAAGAAAACUAGAGGUAAUCAUUGAUUGCGGAUCCGCGUUCGUCACUUACGGAAACGAAAACGAGUCGAAAGGAGUCCAGUUUCCCGGCCGAGAAGCACCUGAUAAAAUUAAUAGGGGUGGCUAAUCGGCAGUCGCCCGUGAUAGCUCGAAAAUUUCUGCCUUCGUGCCACAGGAACACCAGAUUAGGGUGCGUUCUGACGAACGCGAUAAGAAUAUAAUAAUUUACUAGAAUAAUAUUCCGGUGUGGUUAUUUGUCUUUCAAACUUCUGAUUCUCUGGACGUAAUCCUGUGGUGUUCCCAAUCAAAUGAAACCUCUUCGGUAGAACUUUUGUAAAAACUAAUUCGUUCUUCGUAGGGUUUAAGAGCUACGUUAUUAUAUUAUUUUUCAUUUGAUUGAUUGAUUUCAUAUAUAUACAUAUUUAGGCCCAUUUAGUGCCGAACCUGAAAAUGUUACCCACGCGCCCAUAGUUAAAGGGAGCAAAGCCGCAUCAGGAAAUUUAAGAAGAACCACGCCCAAGCCCAAACAAGACGGGCAGGGAUACCGUCGCAAAAGGACUGCAUUCAGCAUACGACAGCUGCAGAAACUAGAGACAGCCUUCCGGUGGAACAUGUACCCUGGCGUAAAUGUGCGCGAGUCGCUUGCCACAGAACUGGGAAUCAGCGAGGCAUGUGUACAGGUAAGGCGUCGUCGAUUUCUUACUUUAAAGGGGAUAUGUCAUGCUAUUUGUCACCUUUCCGAAUAGAUAAAACUUUUUUUGCAUCAAUUGAAUUCCAUAAAUAUGAUAUAUAGGCACUGAAACUGUUCCCUUUCUUCUGUUGCAAUGAAUGGAAAGGAUGGACAUGGAUUAAAACUUGAAAAAGUUGGGCCAACCUUUUCAGGUUUUAAUGCUAUGCCCGCAAAAUUAUCAAAAAAAUUUAUCUUGUUACUGCUUUCCGAUAAAAUCUAUGUGAUAUUUUCUUCCUAACGCUACAGGAACAUUUUUCGUAUGGGUAAAAGCACCAAGUUAUGACUUGAGCACAGAAUUGACCUCAAAAGAGCAAAGUAUCCUCAUGUCAUAACCCCUGCAAGGUAGUCACCUCUUGAUUGAAGCUUGUUUUUCGUGGUUUACAGAGUUCAGUAUAUAUGGUAGUUUAUUCGUAUGUUCACACGUUUGGAAUACAGUCACAAACGCGGUUAAGUUAAAGCCCUCUUGCAGCACUAUGAUCAGUAGUUUUAGUAUGAACUGUCUCACUGUCCUGCACCGACUCAUCCUGUAUCAUGUGAUAAACAGAACCACAGAAAGUACUGUGCGGCCCCUUUGAUUAAUCGUCAACAAAAGAAGCACUUUGUACGAUGUAAUAAACGCAUUGUUCUCAUAGCUUUCUGAUUGCAAAUUCAGGGCUUUUUCCACAUAAUUUUUCCCAGUACAAUUUAAUUUUCUAGACUCAACGUUAUCAAAUCAGAGAUCAAAACUAGGAACCUUGUCAAACGCAGGACUAAAGCUUUUCCUACGAUCCACUGCAAACGUACACUAAUUACAGUAUAAUGAAGACGUAGGAGGAAUCUGAAAUUGCUUAUUAUGUAAUUGAACUAAACAUGUUUUGGCUUUUAGAAAUUGAGCCCUCAAUACUCCCGCCUUUUUUCCAUUUCUCCAGACUUUUUCUCUUUUGUUCAAACCUCUUCUAAGUCUUGAAAACUAGUUUGCAAAUUUUAAGACUUUUUCAAGAAUUCACGACUCCGUCAAACCCUUUAAAAGUACGGCUCAAUAGCUUCGCAAUUCUAUUUUGAAAGUAACACUUUAGAAUUCCAUUUACGUAAGAACCACAUUAUGAGUUCGGAGGUUUCUAAAAAAAAUUAUGAGAAUUCUGCAGCGUCCAAAGCUCUCCCUUGCCCUCUACAGGUAUGGUUUCAGAAUCGUCGAUCCAAAUGGCGAAAGCGAGAAUGCAGCUAUCCUCCUAUUCAGAACAAGAAGCAAUUGCAACUAGGAUUGGCUUCAGGAAGUUUUAACACCUACAACGCUAAUGAACGUGACUGGCCGCUUUCACAGGUUCAAACUUAUUGCUCGUGUCAAUUUAAGUCGGCAGCCGGUGGAAUGCUCACGGUACCAACCAUGGCACUGAUGCCUACGAGCUCUGGGGUCAGUAAUCACCUUAUCACUUGUGCUUCUUUAUGUUCUACUCAUGUUCCGUCAGUUAGCAGAGGGCAUGAACUGGUUCGCCAGUAUAAACGUGAAGAAGAGGAUCCAACAUACGCUGAUCACAGAGAAUCCGUCGUAGAUGUCAAGCAAGCUACUUUUCAAAGGGAUCGUUCUGUAGACGAGCUUAUCGGUGCAAACGGGCUUCUGUGUAUGAGAGGGGGCGUCUUGCCUUCAUUUAUGUCGAAUGACAAACCUCUUUAA